UGGCGUCUUUCAGGUGAUGAUUCUUGGGUGACGUAUAAUGGACUGGACGGGGCGCUUCGUCAGGAACAACAACACGGCUUCUCUUUCAACCACCUCGGUAGCUUGCUAGACAACAUAAAACUGAACGAUUGACGCUUUAGACCAUGUUUGUGUACAUUAGCUAAUCUCUGUGUUUUAAACACUUUUCUGGUGACGUUUCAACUGGUUAACCUUAACCUAAUUUGCUUAUUCAUUUUGCAAACGUGUUGAAUAUAACGUUACUGAGGUUAGCACUAGGCUAGUCGCUAAUGCUACCUAGCGAGAUAACAUCCCUGACCAUGAGCUCACUAAACUACUCCUCCCCUGCUAAAGAAGAGGAGAAAGAAUCUUUCAGAAUGAAAAAGGAGGAAGAGGAGGUUGUUAUAGUGAAAGAAGAAGAGGAUGUUAUUGGGAAAGAAGAGAAAGCACCUUUUAGAGAGGAAGAGGAUGCUGUCUCAAUAAAGGUGAAGAAGGAAGACGUCUUGGGAGUGAAAGAGGAGGAGACAGAAUAUCAGAUUAACACCAGAGAGAGACAUGACAAUUGUGGAUCCUCUGGGGAGCCUCAGCAACAUCCUGAUGCUGACGAGGCAGAGAAGAGUCUCUCCAGAUCAGAACACCAGAUGGACAACGCUAGCUUGUGUCGUGUCUCUCACGGUAGCACCUUACUGCUGGGUAUGAAGAGGUUGUCUGUGCUGCUGGUAGACUGCAGGAAAACAACGGGGCUGAGUGGAACUGUGAGAGGAGGAGAAGAGAUUAAAGGAUCAGAUUUGACUCACCAAAGAGGAAAACCAAACUUGGAGGAACCAGAGACGUCCAAACCAGCAAGACGACACCUCUGCUCUCAGUGUGGAAAGAGUUUUAUCAAGUUAGGAAGCCUGAAAGCUCAUGAGCGAAUACACACAGGGGAGAAGCCUUACCAUUGCUCCCAUUGUGGAAAGAGUUUUAGCCAGUUAGGAAGCCUGAAAGCUCACAGCCGAAUACACACAGGGGAGAAGCCUUACCACUGCUCACAUUGUGGAAAGAGUUUUAACCGCUUAGGAAGCCUAAUUGCUCAUGGGCGAAUACACACAGGGGAGAAGCCAUACCAUUGCGAACAGUGUGGAAAGAGUUUUAACAAGUUAGAUAACAUGAAAUCUCAUGAACAAAUACACACAGGGGAUAAGCCUUACCACUGCUCCCAGUGUGGAACUAAGUUUACCAAGUUAGGAAGCCUGAAAAGACAUGAGAGGACACACACCGAAGCAAAGCCUUUCCAUUGCGCCUUGUGUGGAACGAGUUUUAACCAUUUAGGAAACCUGAAAAGACAUGAGAGAAUACACACAGGUGAGAAGCCUUUCCAUUGCGCACAGUGUGGAAAGAGUUUUAGCUUGUUAGGAAACCUACAAUCUCAUGAGCGAAUUCACACAGGGGAGAAGCCAUACCAUUGCACCCAUUGUGGAAAGAGUUUUAACCAGUUAGGAAACAUGAAAUAUCAUGAGCGAAAUACACACAGGGGAGAAGCCAUACCAUUGCGCUCAGUGUGGAAAGAGUUUUACGGAGUUAGGAAAGCUGAAAGCGCUGAUGAGGCAGAGAAGAGUCUCUCCAGAUCAGAACACCAGAUGGACAACGCUAGCCCUUCCUCCCUCCUGGAGUCCCCGUGUCGUUCCUCUCCCGGUAGCACCUUACUGCUGGGUAUGAAGAGGUUGUCUGUGCUGCUGGUGGACUUCAGGAAAACAACGGGGCUGAGUGGAACUGUGAGAGGAGGAGAAGAGAUGAAAGGAUCAGAUUUGACUCAUCAAAGAGGAAAACCAAACUUGGAGGAACCAAAGACGUCCGAACCAGCAAGACGACACCUCUGCUCCCAGAUUGGAAAGAGUUUUACCAAGUUAGGAAGCCUGAAAAGACAUAAGCGGACACACACAGGAGCGAAGACACACCAUUGCUCCCAGUGUGGAAAGAGUUUCAAAUUGUUACGAACCCUUAAAGGUCAUGAGCGAAUACACACAGGGGAGAAGCCAUACCACUGUACCCAGUGUGCAAAGCGUUUUACCCAUUUAGGAAGCCUGAAAGCGCAUGAGCGAAUACACACAGGGGAGAAGCCUUACCGCUGCUCCCAGUGUGGAAAGAGUUUUACCCAGUUAGGAAACCUGAAAGCUCAUGAGCGAGUACACACAGGUGAGAAACCUUACAAAUGCUUAGACUGUGGGAAGAUAUAUUACUCAUCACAGUCACUUAAAAGUCAUGAGAGAAUCCACACAGGGGAGAAGCCUUACCACUGCUCCCAGUGCGCAAAGCAUUUUACCCAUUUACGAUGCCUGAAAGUUCAUGAGCGAAUACACACAGGAGAGAAGCCUUACUGCUGUUCCCAGUGUGGAAAGCGUUUUACCCAGUUAGGAAACCUGAAAGCUCAUGAGCGAAUACACACCGGGGAGAAGCCCUACCACUGCUCCCACUGUGGAAAGAGAUUUAACCAUUCAGGAAAGCUGAAAGAACACAUGAAACUGCACACAGGUGAGAAGCCUUACAAAUGCAAGUCCAAUAUGAAUGUUCAAUACACACAAUAGGUUGAUUGCUAGCCAGUUAGCUAGCUGCUACGUCUUUGUCCGCACAGCAGCUAGCUAUCAACAAAGUCAAAAUGGACUCCAGGCCUGGUGGUGGCAGCAGUGCAUUACAACCACUGUUUACCGGAUUAACCACAUUUCCAUCCAAAGUUUUUAUUUGAGUCAAGUCAUACCUUAUACAAAAACUCAAGACAGAUGUGAUGGAAACAGGUUUUCAGAAGACUGAGGUGGGUUUCCCUCCAACUUUUUACCUGGGCUUUGCUCCGUUCAUAUUUAUUUUGAUCCUGACAAACCCCAAUCCCUGCCAGUGACAAGGAUACUCAUAACAGGAUGCUGCCACCACAAUACUUAUUGUGUGGUUAAUAUGUGGUAUAUCUCCAGGUCAUCAGACUUAAAUAGUCCCCUCUAGCCGGCCUCUGCCCAGUACCCUGCCCUGAACUUUAGUCACUGUUACUAGCCGUCUACCACCCAGUACUCCACCCUGUAUUCUAGUCAAGGCUCAUCCUAUAUAACUACUACUGUUCACACCUUUACUAUUAAAAUACGGUCCAUAAUGUCUAUACACACCAUCACAUACAUUGUAAACAAACUGUAUAUUUAUAUUCCGGACUCUGACAUUGCUCGGUCUACUAUUUCUCAAUAUUUCUUCAUCCAUUUCUUAAAAGAAAUUGUGGGGAUUUGCAUGUGUUGUUUUGUUAGAUAUUACUGCACUGUUUCGCUACACCUGCGAUAACAUCAGAGAAAUGUGUGUAUGAGACCAAUAACAUUUAAUUUCAUUUGAUUUGAUCUGUGGUCAGAGGUGUGCAGACAACAGAUGGUGUUUAUGGUGGAGAGGACUGUGGACUCAGUGGAGGACAUCCCAGCCACUUGGCAGUGUUGACACUGCUACUUCCUAUCUGACUGGUAAUAGGACUUCACUGCUACUUCCUAUCUGACUGGUAAUAGGACUUCACUACUACUUCCUAUCUGACUGGUAAUAGGACUUCACUGCUACUUCCUAUCUGACUGGUAGUAGGACUUCACUGCUACUUCCUAUCUGACUGGUAAUAGGACUUCACUGCUACUUCCUAUCUGACUGGUAAUAGGACUUCACUGCUAUUUCAUAGUUUUGAUGUCUUCAUCUAUUAUGCUAUAAUGUAGAAAAUAGUAAAAAAUAAAGAAAAACCCUUGAAUGAGUAGGUGUGUCCACCGUUUGACUGGUACUGUAAACUUAUGCUACUGUCACAUAACAUAAUACCAUGUCAGAGUCACAUAACAUAAUACCAUGUCAGAGUCACAUAACAUAAUACCAUGUCAGAGUCACAUAACAUAAUACCAUGUCAGAGUCACAUAACAUAAUACCAUGUCAGAGUCACAUAACAUAAUACAAUGUCAGAGUCACAUAACAUAAUACAAUGUCAGAGUCACAUAACAUAAUACAAUGUCAGAGUCACAUAACAUAAUACCAUGUCAGAGUCAGUGUUUGCAUCCUUAGAUGCUUUGGUAAUGUGUUAUAUUGUGUACAUGUUCCACCUGUAGAUACUAGUACAUUAGUAGUACAUAACAGUGUAAUAGUGUAGUACCACAGUACGGAACCAGAACCAGCCUUCUGGACAUGUGUAGUAUGUAAAAUAUCAGGGACUCCUUGAUUCACCAAAGGUUCUUGUUCUCUACAGUUUAACAUAAACAGUAUUUCUCUCCCCUCUAAAAACAUACUUUUGGAUUAUAAACAUGUCAUUAAAAAAGAUGCCUAAAGUA
Oncorhynchus kisutch (coho salmon) is the source of this 4295-nucleotide messenger RNA. Its product is annotated as zinc finger protein 665-like. The transcript has 7 exons. Gene Ontology annotation, molecular function: DNA-binding transcription factor activity, RNA polymerase II-specific; RNA polymerase II cis-regulatory region sequence-specific DNA binding. NCBI's taxonomy places the organism in Eukaryota, Metazoa, Chordata, Actinopteri, Salmoniformes, Salmonidae. Bases 288 to 2561 code for a protein of 757 amino acids. The record is from RefSeq and is a predicted model, not a curated record. Gene Ontology annotation, biological process: regulation of DNA-templated transcription.